Aphanomyces invadans is the source of this 1047-nucleotide messenger RNA. RefSeq names its product TKL/DRK protein kinase. Lineage: Eukaryota; Oomycota; Saprolegniomycetes; Saprolegniales; Verrucalvaceae. Bases 1 to 1047 code for a protein of 348 amino acids. Gene Ontology annotation, biological process: protein phosphorylation. Gene Ontology annotation, molecular function: ATP binding; protein kinase activity. The transcript is spliced from 5 exons. The record is from RefSeq and is a predicted model, not a curated record.
AUGUCACACCAAGAAGCACCGCCAGACAAACGCUCCAUUGACCUCGUCGUGCAUGAAGACUACGUUCAAGUCAUCGACCGCGACAUGCAUGCACAAGGCGACGGCAACAGCGACGACGUCAUCGCCGUUAUGAAGCACUUGGAGUCGGGGGGUGAUAGUGACGUUGAGGACAAUGUCGACAGCGUCCUCGAAGCCCACCGCCUCUCGGAACCAGUCGUGCUCUUGGAAGCUGUCUUGGGUCGUGGGACUUUUGGCGAAGUGAUGCUGGGCCAUUACAAAGACAACCUCGUCGCUGUUAAACGCCUUCGCCCGGAUCACAACAAUGUAAAAAACAUUCGAUCGCUCGUGCAAGAGAUCGCGCUCAUGACGCGAUUUCACAGUCCGUUUCUCGUGCACUUUGUCGGGGCGAUAUGGACGACCCCCGACAUGACGGACCUCAUGUGCGUCGUCGAGUACAUGGAACUGCGCGACCUGCAAACCCACUUGGCCAAGUCGAAGUCGGGGCUCAAGAAUGCAAUCCAUUUUUCGUGGCCGCAAAAGAUGGCGUGUGCGCGGCAGAUGGCGCUGGCGCUCGAGUAUUUGCAUGGUCAGCAGGUCAUUCACCGAGACUUGAAAUCGCCCAAUGUGUUUUUGAACCAAGCCAUGGACGCCAAGCUCGGCGACUUUGGUAUUGCGCGCCAAGUCGUGGAAAAGUCCAUGAGCAAUGCGGUCGGGACGUAUCGGUGGACCGCCCCGGAAGUGCUCCAAGGCAAGUACUAUACGGUCAAAGCGGACGUGUAUUCGUUUGGGAUGGUCUUAUCGGAACUGGAUACGCACGUCGUGCCGUACUUCGGCAUGGUGAACGCCAAGGGCCAGGAGCUUGGCAACUUUACCAUCAUGUUCCAGGUCAUGAACGGUGCCAUCAAGCCUGCGUUUUCAACAACUUGUCCGCCGUGGCUCCACGGCUUGGCCCUCCGAUGCAUCGAGUUCGACCCGGCGCUGCGACCCACGGCACAAGAGGUCGUGCAUGAGAUCCAAGCGCAGGAGAGGCUUCUCGCCGCAACGUGA